This is a messenger RNA of Ostrinia furnacalis (Asian corn borer), 4075 nucleotides long. RefSeq names its product FK506-binding protein 5. The transcript is spliced from 7 exons. Bases 276 to 3998 code for a protein of 1240 amino acids. The record is from RefSeq and is a predicted model, not a curated record. NCBI's taxonomy places the organism in Eukaryota, Metazoa, Arthropoda, Insecta, Lepidoptera, Crambidae.
AAAAUUAGUUUGACAGAAGAAGCUGGCAACGGUUUUUGUGUUUUUGUUUUGCUUGCCUGUUUUCGUUACAUUAAUUUAUUUCAGUGGGCAGUAAUUAAUAGAAAUUAAUGUAGAUUACUGUAGAUUGACACUGUAAACUGUAAAUCGCAGUUUCACAGCACGCGGUGGUACAAUUUUUGUGAAAUACUAGUUCACGACUACAUGACGCGGAUGGGUGUAGAGAACACUUGAAAAGUGUGAUAUUUCCUUGUGUAUUGUAAGAAGCGGCCUGAAGUAUGUCCCAAUCUAGGAUUCCGUCUCCAGCCCGGUCCCAGGGGGCCCCAAUAACUCCUCGGCGAUACAAAUCUCGAACACGCAGCGUUGGCUCACCUGCUCGGUCUACCACCUCAGUGAGGCUGUCUGCAUUGGCCCAGUUUAAAGAAAACAAUAAGGACUCGUUUGUGCUGUCUCCAGCGCCCAGCAGACGGUCUGUGUUGAAUGAUGACACUGAUAUUGAGGAACCUAGACGUAGGAGCUGGUGGAGGAAACUGAACGAUAACUCCAGGGAUGUCAUGGAGGUUCUAAACGACAAUAAAGUUUUGGAGACCAAUGAAGCGGUUGAAGAGUACAUUGAUAUUGAAGUUUUAAGCCAAGAAAAGCAAAACUACACAUUAGAUCUUCCAGACAGUAGCGAUAGUGAAUCCAUCAGCAGCAUAGUCAUCGCUCAAAGGAAACUCUUUACACAGAAAGAUCAAGCUCAAAACAAAUUCGGCCAACUUAUCGGUACUAGAGAGACUCUAGCAAAACUUCACAAAUCAACUGCAGCUGACAAAACAGUCAAUGUACCACCAAAAAACCUUUUUGGUCAUGGAACAAGGCCUAAGUCAAAACCGGUAUUUCCUGCUGCAUUACUAAACUUGUCUUCAAACAAAACAGUUAAUAAAACCAAAGAAAAUGUCGCUGCGGAAGUCAAAGGACAGGUCAAAAGUCUCUUCGGCAACCGGGCUGGGACCAAGCGUAAGAAUAUGUUUGCUGACUUCAUUGUGUCCGAGAGUGAAGAUGAAAUAUCUGAAAUACAACCCAAAGUGUUUGGAUUUCCAAAGAAACCGGACACGAGACGUGACAGUGCCACUUCGCGAGGGAAACGUGAGCAUUCGCCUACUUCUAGUAUUACAACUGACAUUGAAAUGGAGGAGUGGAAAAUGCUUCCAUCUUCUACCAUGGUCGAAAACCAGUUAGAGGAUAUGAUGGCCGCAGCUAAAACUCCAGUUAAAAGACCAAGAUUGAGUAAAUUGCCUGACAUUAAAGAAACUGAAACUAAAAGUACUGUUGAGCAAAUUGAGAAGGAACCAUCUGACGAAGAGCAAGAACUAAAAUAUGAUGAUGAAGAUGAUAAAAGUGAAGCAAAUGAUGAACAGCAAAUGCAAGAUCAACAUGAAGUUGAUGAUAAUGAACAUGAUAGUAUUCAAAACAAUAUUUCAGCCCAACAAAAUAAAAGCCACGCCACUUCGCAAAGUUUAAGCAAAGUGAAAGAUAAAAACGUGAAUCAGAGCAAAAUACCCAGUGUAAAUCAACAAAAUAAUGUUAGCCAGCAUAAAAUGAGUCCAGAAAAGAAACAAGAUGUAGAAAUGGAAGUCGAACUAACACAGAAACAAGAUAAUAAUACUGUUGUCAAAAACAAAAGUCACAGAGACUCAAAUGCUCUGCAAAAAGAAAAGGCUGAAGAAAGCAAGACCCAAAAGAAUGAUGACAUCAAUGUUGAUCAAGUUGACAAUCGUGAAGAAGGUAAUGACCAAAACAAAAGUAAGAAUAAUCGUAAUGUAAGCGUAAAUCAGAAUAAAGAUCAGGUUAAGUCUAAUGCAAGCCAAGAAAAAGGAAAUGACAAAGAAGCGAUUGCAGCAAAUGCAAGUGACAAUCUUGAUCAAGAUGAACAAGAGGAACUAAAUGAAAACGUUGAUGAAGAAAUACAAGAAGAAAAUGAAGAUCAGAUUCAAAAUGACAUAGAAGAACAAGAAAGUGAAUCAAAGGAACCAGAAAACGACUCUGAAGAACAGAAUGAAGAUGUUGAAUUACAAAAUCAAAGCGAAAUAAUUGAACAAGACGAAGAUAAUGAAGUUAGUAUGGCACAAGAAAGUGAGACAGAACAAAACAAAGACGAAAUGGAUGUCCAAAAUGACAGUCUAGUACAAAAUCAUGAAGAUAGUGAAACUAACGCACAAAAUGAAAGUGCAGCUCAAGAUCAUAAUGAAAGCGCACCUGAAAUUCAAUCUGAGCAAGAAGAAGAAGCACAGGACAGCGAACAAGAAGACGAAGAAAAUCAAGAAGAGAAUCAAGUUGAAAAUGAGAGUUCGGCCGAAGAUCAAGAUAAUGAAGUUGAAAAUCAGAGUGAAAUAGAAGAUGAUGAUGAUAGAAAUGCCAGUGACGCAGAAAUGGAACAAGACAGUGCUGUACAAGACGAAAACGAAGAUGGAAAUAACGAAAGCGCUGAAGUACAAAAUGAUGAGGAUGCUGAAGAAAACGAAAGCGAUAACGAACAAAACGAUGAUGAAGAAGAAGUAAAUGAAACUGCUGAAGUUAAUGAUUCAGAAGAAGAUCAAAAUGAAAGUGCUGAAGUAAAUGAAAUGGAAGAUCAAAAUGAAAGUGCCGAAGUAAAUGAUACGGAAGAAGAUCAAGAUGAAAGUGACCAAGUAAAUGAUACGGAAGAAGAUCAAAAUGAAAGUGCUGAAGUACAAAAUGAUGACGAAGAAGAUGAGCAAAACGAAAGCGCCGAAAUGGAUAAUGAUUUGGACGAUGACGCUCAAAACGAAAGCGUUCAACAAGAAAGCGAGGACGAAAUCCAGGACUCCAAUGACCAACAACAAUCUGACAACGAAGCACCUAAUGAAACACACGACACAACCGGCCGCCACAGAAAGAAGAAAGAUACCAAUGUUAAUUCACCCGAAGCAAUUUUACAUGACAAAACGAACCAACUCGAAUCUUUUACAGCGCAAGGCCGCAACACAAGUGUAAGGAAAACCACUAUGCUGAAAAAUAUGACUAUAAGACCAAGUCUGGCCCCACCUAGAGAAAGCACGGGAAUAUCUGAUGGAACAACCAAUUCAAGCGCAGAAGGAUCAGGGUGGGACUCCCAUAGAACCACUAGGAAGACGCUCCGUCAAACUUUCGGCAGAGACUUCACUCCUAGAAAAUCCUUACGCGCUUUGGUCAUGGAGAAAUCGGCCAAGCGACAAACGGCGAUAAGUGAAGUGACUGCUAAGUUCCCUCAAGCUAACUCCACAGAACUCCAGCUACCUGAAGCGUCGAUGGUUCCUGAUGAUUGUGAGAUGACAGUAGAAGAAGACAGACAGGAAUCCAAUCAUGACGUGUCGAAGCGAACAAGACAGACCACGUUGGAAAUGUAUUUGCAGAAGAUCAAAAAACAGAACAUGGAACGGAACUUAAAAAUGCAAGAGGCAGUAAGAAAUUCUCUAAAAGCGCCCACAACAGAUGUCCUGAACCCUUUCAAAGUGCCAGCUAGGCCGAUGUUCUCCUCUCGAAAGCCUAACAAAGCGGCCAGCAAGCCUAAAGCCAAGCCAGUGAAGUCUGCCCUGAUACCAUUGGGCGAUCUGCCGCCAGAAUUACUCGAGGAUAUGAAGUACAAACCGCCUAAGAGAUUCCAGCCGAGCAACGCGUCGUGGAUUACUAAGAGACUGUACAAGUUUUUGGAGAGCAAAUUGGAAUCCAAAUACGACUACAAAGCCCGCGUGCGCGCCGAGAAGCUAGUGCAGACCAUAUACCACUUCGCCAAGGACCUACGGCGCGUGCCCGUUGCGCCGGCGCCGGCGGUUGACGCGCUGAAACUAGAAAUGGCGCGGUUGGGUGUGGUCACCACGCACUUCGACUUCUACCAGUUUUUCCACGAGUAUAUGCCGAGGGAGGUGCGGAUCAAGGUGGUGCCAGAUAUAGUGAACAAAAUAAGUGUGCCGCGACAUGGAGUGUUCUCAGACAUCAUAAGAGGAAACACGGUCCAGGGAUAGAACUACCUCCGAUAUUUAAUUUAAGUGUGAUAUUAUGAGUUUACGAUUCAUUAAUGAAAUUAUGUUUUACGAGAUUA